Messenger RNA from Macadamia integrifolia, 669 nucleotides. RefSeq lists its product as uncharacterized. The coding region runs from base 1 to 408 and encodes 135 amino acids. The transcript has a single exon. NCBI's taxonomy places the organism in Eukaryota, Viridiplantae, Streptophyta, Magnoliopsida, Proteales, Proteaceae. The record is from RefSeq and is a predicted model, not a curated record.
AUGCAUCCAUAUAUGAACCCCUUGAUUGAGGCUAUUGUCUCUGCUAAGACUGGCAUGGAGACUCCACAGAUGCCUGAUCAGCAGGGACGGCAGCAACCAUUGAUCUCUCCAGAAGCAGUAUCAAACAGUGCUUGGCAUAAUUCAGGAUCUGUGGGGCCAUUUUUUGCUGUGAUUUCCAUUAUUACAGUUUUGGCAGUUAUAUCUUGCAUAUUGGGUCGGGUUUGUGGAGGAAGGGAAGUUCAUCCACUGGAAAAUAUCAGGCACAGAGGCUGCUUAGGGUGGUUGAGAAGGUGUAGAAGGUGCAUGGGUGGUGGCGUUGUUGAAGUGGGUGCCAGGGUGGUUGGAUGCGGAGGAAACAGUAAUGGCAAGGCGCAAAUAGCUGAGCCUUCGCUACCCCCACCAGCAUGAGUGCAUGGUUUUGUCGUUGCCAAACAGUAGUAGUCCAGUGAUCACAGUUGUAGUCCGGAUGAUCGCUUUUCUUAGGUUGCUGCAAUCCUAUUUUUUUUUCCUUUGUAUUGUACAUGAUUUGUUGUCUUUCUGUGAGUAUAACUCUUAAAGUGAAGACGUUCUGUCAGUUCCUUGGCCCUAACUCCAUGAAAAUCCUUGACAGAGGGACCUUUGUUUUACGAAUUUUGAAGAGGAUAUAGUAAAAGGCAUUUCUAGUUCAAA